Messenger RNA from Mizuhopecten yessoensis (Yesso scallop), 884 nucleotides. RefSeq names its product peptidase inhibitor 16-like. The record is from RefSeq and is a predicted model, not a curated record. The transcript is spliced from 6 exons. The coding region runs from base 54 to 758 and encodes 234 amino acids. NCBI's taxonomy places the organism in Eukaryota, Metazoa, Mollusca, Bivalvia, Pectinida, Pectinidae. Gene Ontology annotation, cellular component: extracellular region.
CAGAAAACAUAUCAACUACAGACUGUAGACACCAGGUCCAUCAGUACAAAACGAUGCAGACGAUACUUUUGUACGUGUUUUUGGCGGGAAUUCUGUUCACCGGAGCCAAGAGUCUUUCCUUGUUAGAAGCACACAACAAGUAUCGAAAGAUAGAGGGCGUUCCGUUAAUGAGAUAUGACGAGACGAUCGCACAGAAUGCUGCCAAAUACGCAAGUAAAUGUAUAUUUGGUCAUAGCGCCUAUUCAGAGAGACAAAACAUUGCAAGUUACAGUUCAGUUGGAGAAAAUUUAUUUCUGGGCACAGGUAAUCCUAAUUUAGAAGACGUCGUGAGCAACUGGUACAAAGAGAAGAGCGAUUAUAACAGAUCUAACCUGUCCUGUACACCUGGAAAACAAUGUGGCCAUUACACACAGGUGAUAUGGUCUAAGUCCACGGCACUAGGAUGUGGUACUCAGAGGUGUGCAUCGAUAGAAGCUGGAGGGAUAAUCUUCGAGAAUGCAUUAUACGUUGUGUGUCAGUACGGACCUGCUGGAAAUUACGCUGGUCAAAGCCCAUUUCAGAGUAUAAGCCGUAGGAGAGGACCCAGUGCGGCGGCGGCAUUGAUCCGUAAGAUUGCUGACCAGCUGCAAAGUGAAACAGAGAAAAGUAACGGAAUAGGUGAAGCGGAAGACCACGACGAAAAUGUUGUUGAGUUAACAGACGAGCCAUUAUCACCGCCAAAACAAAUCCCUUCUCUUGAUUCCACCAUGGUCCUGUAAUGAACUGUCAGACGCGGUCUGCCCGAGUGUUUCCUGCCGAUAAACAGCUUGUUCCUAUCAACCUCAUUUUACCUCUCUUUGCUCUGCUUGUCUUCAAAUAAUAAUAAAUACAGCAAAUUAAAAUUA